Microtus oregoni (creeping vole) is the source of this 901-nucleotide messenger RNA. RefSeq names its product probable bifunctional dTTP/UTP pyrophosphatase/methyltransferase protein. Lineage: Eukaryota; Metazoa; Chordata; Mammalia; Rodentia; Cricetidae. Gene Ontology annotation, molecular function: nucleoside triphosphate diphosphatase activity. The coding region runs from base 73 to 765 and encodes 230 amino acids. The transcript is spliced from 6 exons. The record is from RefSeq and is a predicted model, not a curated record.
GGGGGCCGCCAUAUUGCCCGUCCGUCCGCUCCGUACCGGAAGCGCCGUCUCGGAGCCGCGGCGGCGGCGGCCAUGGCGCUGACCCCGGUGCUGCGGCGGCUCCGCGGGCGGCGGGUGGUGUUGGCGAGCGCGUCCCCGAGGAGGCGGGACAUCCUGGGCUACACGGGCCUCCGGUUCGAGGUCGUGCCCUCCCGCUUCCCGGAGACCCUUGACCCCGCGGCCUUCGCGACCCCGCACGCGUACGCCCGCGAGAACGCGCGGCGGAAGGCGCUGGAGGUGGCGUUGCGCCUGCGCGAGAAAGACCAGCGGGCCCCGGAUGUCGUCUUUGGCGCCGACACCAUUGUGGUCGUGGACGGGCUGAUCCUGGGGAAGCCGCAGGACAAGGAGGAUGCCAUGGGGAUGCUGCGCCGGCUGAGCGGGCGCGAGCACAGCGUCAUCACGGCCGUGGCCAUCGUCCUCUUCCCGCCCCGCGACCCCAGUGACCCCCGCGACCCCGGCGGUGACCCCGGCGAUGACCCCACGGUGACCUCGUUCCACGAGGAGACGCGGGUGAUGUUCUCCCAGCUGACAGAGGAGCUGAUGCGCGACUACGUGGACAGCGGGGAGCCCAUGGACAAGGCCGGCGGGUACGCGCUGCAGGCGCUGGGCGCGAUGCUGGUGGAGCGCGUGGAGGGCGACGCCCUGGGCGCCGUGGGGUUCCCCCUGAACCGCGUCUGCCGCGAGCUGCAGGGCCUGCUGGGGGGGGCGGCGACCCCUGACCCCUGACCCUGCGACCCCCGACAACCCCGCGACCCCCUGACCCCCCUGACCUCCAUGACCCCUGACCCCCUGAUCUCUGGCCUGAAAAAUAAACCCGAGGGUCACGCCCCGACCCCCCGACCCCUGACCCCCCCGUGACCCC